Messenger RNA from Aphanomyces astaci, 3805 nucleotides. RefSeq lists its product as hypothetical. The transcript has 6 exons. Bases 13 to 3678 code for a protein of 1221 amino acids. NCBI's taxonomy places the organism in Eukaryota, Oomycota, Saprolegniomycetes, Saprolegniales, Verrucalvaceae. Gene Ontology annotation, biological process: intracellular protein transport; endoplasmic reticulum organization; endoplasmic reticulum to Golgi vesicle-mediated transport. The record is from RefSeq and is a predicted model, not a curated record. Gene Ontology annotation, cellular component: endoplasmic reticulum exit site; COPII vesicle coat. Gene Ontology annotation, molecular function: structural molecule activity; protein binding.
AUUUUGGAAGCCAUGUCGUUGCUCAAGGAAGUGAAUGCGUCUGCAACGGUGGCAUGGAGUCCCAUCAAGCACAGAAGCAACUUGAUUGCCCUUGGGUCCAAGGAUGGCGUCGGUGUCGGCUUCGAGAGUUACGGGGGUGAACUGCAGCUCAUGUCGAUGGACUUUGCCGACGUCAGCCCGGCCCCGAUCCAACUCGGGAGUAUCAAGACAUCGUCGCGCUUCUUGUCGCUCUCAUGGGCAGAUGUCGUACGUCAUCAAAGUUCCAUGGAACUUGGUGUGUUGGCGGGUGGGAUGGCCGACGGAACAGUCAACAUUUGGGACCCGUCCAAGAUCGCGGCGAACGCGCCUGCUGAAGUCGGCAAAGUGUCGCGACACAAGGGACCUGUGAACGCCGUGCAGUUCAACCCACACCCAGAGAUGUCGCACCUGUUGGCGUCCGGCGGUGGCGAUGGUGAAGUGUAUGUGAUGUCCCUGGACAAGCUGAACGCCCCUCAAGUGUACACUCCUGGCGGCCCCAACUACACAGCGACCCCCGGCAACGAAAUCACAUGCUUGGCGUGGAACACUCAAGUCGCGCACAUUCUCGCGAGCGGGUCCCAGAACGGUUCGACAGUGGUGUGGGACAUGAAGUCCAAGAAACCUUUCUGCGAGCUCAAGGACAUGUCUCGCUCUCCCGUGUCUUGCGUCGCGUGGAACCCGAACGAAGGCCUGCACAUCAUCACAGCGUCCUCGGACGACCAGCGCCCCGUGCUGCGUCUGUGGGAUCUUCGAUCGUCGACGUCCACGCCGCUCGCCGAACUGCACGGCCACACGGCGGGCAUUCUGUCCAUGUCGUGGUGCCCCAACGAUGCUGGCUUUGUCUUGUCCAGUGCCAAGGACAAUCGCACGUUGCUGUGGGACCUCUUCACGGGGCAGCCGUUCUUCGAACUGCCGUCGAACGUCCCUACCCAACCCGUGGGCGGUUCGUUCUUCUCGGGCGGCGGGGGCGGCCAACGCCGGUUCAACGUCCAGUGGUCGCCCAAGAUCCCGGCCGUGGCGUCGGCAUGUACAUUCGACGGCAAGGUCCAAGUGUGGGGACUCACGGGCAGUGGCACGGGCGCCACCCGCGCGCCCAAGUGGUCAACGCGGCCAGUGAGUGCUUCGUUUGGGUUUGGCGGGAAACUGGUGGUCACAAACGCCCGAUCGUCCACUCCUCAACAACAACAGCAAUAUGGCCAGCCCAAGGAGUUCCGCCCCGUGCACAUCCACAAGAUCUCGAGCGACCCGUCGAUUGUAGCUGGCGCCGACUUGUUGGAGCAAGCAUUAGCCCAGAAGGACUUUCAACGGCACUGCGAUGCCAAAGUGGCCAGCGCCAAGACGCCAGCGGACAAGGCGACGUGGAGCUUUAUGAAGAUCCUGUUUGAUCGGGCGUCGGCUCGAACGCAGCUGCUUUUGCACUUGGGCUACGACAGCAACCAGAUCAAAGCCGACGCACGAACGUACUUGGGCAAGGACGAGCCGUUGGAAGCCGCCGACACGCCCGCCCCUCUACCUCCUCCCCAAGCCCAACCAACGGUGAGCGCCGCGGAUGUGUUUGGCGCUGCGCCACCGCCGCCGGACCUCACGCCUCCUCACACACCGCCAAAGAAAGCAGGCGCCAUCCCAAUCGACACGAGCGAGCGGAUUCAAGGGGCACAGGGGCCGACGUACACGGAAGCGUCGGAGAGCAUCAUCAAGCGGCUGCUUCUCGUGGGCGAUUUUGACGCGGCUGUGGAUGUGUGCUUAGCCAACUUUCAGCUGGCGGACGCGCUCCUGUUGGCAUGCCAAGGCGGCGAGGAGCUGUGGGUUAAGACCCAGGAAGCGUGCUUGGCGGCGGGCAAGGCGCGGCCGUUUAUGAAGAUCGUCAAGGCCAUGAUGAAGCGCGACUUGGCGGCGCUCGUCGCCGACUCGGACGGCCACCAGUGGACGGAAACCCUCGCCAUCCUCACGACAUAUGCGACCGGCGACGAGUUUGGGGUGCUCGUGGACCAACUGGCGGCGAAAUUGGAAGCGCUCGGCGAUGUCGCGUCGGCCACGCUGUGCUACAUGUGCUCGUUCAACGUGGAGAAGACAGUCACGGCGUGGGUCAAGGAGGCGGCGAUCGAGUCGAAAACAAGAGAUUCGGUGCUGGUGCUGCAGGAUUUGAUCGAAAAGGUGUCCAUCUUUGCCCAAGCGUCGGACAACCCGGACCAAGAAUUGAACCCCCAAGUUGCGAGCCAGUUUGCUGCGUAUGCGUCGCUGAUGGCAGGACAAGGGCGACUCGAUAUUGCCGGACGGUACGCCAAGUAUGCCGACGUAAGCUGCGCGAUCAUCCGAGACCGCAUCUACCACGCCGCCCCCAACCCCCAAGUCCGUCCGCCGCCGUCGCCGUUUACAGAGCAGGCAGCAGCUCCUGCCAACCCCCGCGGCCAGUACCAGGCUCCAGCGACCGCGGCGUACGGCCAACAAGCUCCUGCUGCGACUGGAGCUUCCCGUGGAGGAUAUGGAGCUGCUCCUCAACCUGCUGCCUACGGAGCUACUCCUCAAUACCAACAGCCGCAACAACAACAGUACGCGAAUUCGGGCUAUAACGCCCAAGCCACGGCGUACCCCACUCCUGCGACUCCUGCUUACAACACCCAAACCACUCCUUCGGCGUACCCGUCGCAGUACGGACCUAACGCUCCUGCUGCCGUGGGUGGGUAUGGCGCCCCCAGCGCUUAUGGCUCGUCGCCUGCACCUACUGCUGCUUACGGUGGCACACCUACUCCAGCGUAUGGCACAACCCCCCCUGCACCUCAAGGGUAUGGUGCUGCACCCACCCAAGGCGCGGGGUAUGGAGCUCCUGCACCUACGUACGGAGCGCCGACCCCUGCCUAUGGCGCUGGUGCACCCGGUGCGCCGUACCGCGCCCCUUCCGCAGUUCCCACUCCAGGCUACGGCGGCCCUGCUUCUAGCUCUGGGGGGUUCCAAGCGCAGCAGCCUCAAGGGUACGCUGCCGCCGCGCCUCCUCCCCCGGCGGCAGUCCCUGCGUACAAUGCGCCCGGCGUCGGGUUUGGCGCGCCGCAGCAAGGAAGCGCGCCGCCUGCCCACGGCGGAUUUGCGCCCCCCGCGGCCGCCGCGCUGCCGAAUCCGUCGUCCCGCAUUUCCACCAUCCCCGUCGACAUCUCCAAGGGCAAAGCCGACGGGUUUGUCAGCAGUGUCGGCAACAAGGACCUGAUCCGCAAGUAUGGCAACUCGACCAACGCCAUCUUGUCCCCUACAGAGAAGGAAAAGGCGGCUGGCUUCCACAACCAGCCGAGUCCCGCGCCGGUGGCGGCCGCCCCGGCCGUCGUGCUCGGUGCCACGGACAACGUGUCGGCGGAAGAUUUGCCCAUUGUCAGGGGCUUCAACGACCUCGUGGCGCUGUUGGAAGGCUCCCAGCUGUCCCCUAUUGAAGCGAAGCAGCUGCCCGAGAUCCAAAAGAGCAAGGAUUUGCUCUUCACCAAGCUCAACACGGGCGAAUUGGCUCCGAAUGUGGUCAAGAGCUUGCAUGAUAUGGUGCUAGCAUUUGCGCGUCAAGACUUCCGCGCCGCCGGACAGAUUCACACGUCUCUGACCACGACCGACUGGGCCCAGCACAAGGAGUGGCUGCGUGGGGUGAAAACCCUCAUCAACCUUGGCGUCAAGCGCUUUAGAUAGAAGAUCCCCCCAGCGUAGGACAUGCACAUUCCAGUCAGCCUAAAUAUGACGACUUUUGUUUAUGUGUGACGUGGUUUGGUGCACGUACUGAUGUACUAGUACUACUAGUAGUAACGUAGAUGGCCAG